CAUCCAAACUGCUGCAGUCCCGGCAGCACGAGUGUGGGACCAUCGUUAUUUCCACAGUCGAUCUCUGACUUUGAACUGAGGUGCUCAGAGUCUGAGUGACGGCUCCUGGAGGUAAUUUAGUUUAACUUCCAGAAGCUGCUUCGUUUCGUCUCUCUUUGCUUUGGGGACUUUUGGUGUGAAUCGGUUUUCCGUCCUCUCACAGUCAACAUCUCUUCAGUAGAUUCUGUGUUUGUGUGUCCAGAGGUUGUGUCAAGCAUCAAGGGUGAAAAACAGCCUCCUCCUCCUCCUCCUCCUCCUCCUCCUCCUCUGCUGCAGCAUCAAAACUAAAUCUGAGAAAUCUCAUCUGCUGACGCCGCUUCGCAAAGAGAGAAAAACCACCUGGAGGUUUUCUGUGGAUUUUUGGAGGAAUCGUGCGCAGACAUGUCGCCUUUCCUGCGGAUUGGCUUCUCCAGCUUCGAGAUCGAUGCCGGUCUGGCGUACUACGAGGAGGUGCUGAGCCCGUACUGUGCCGUGUACAUGAAGGAGGCCAUCGACACAGAGAAAGGUCAAGUGUACAAGCAGAAGAAGCCGACCAUGUACCCGCCGUGGAACACCACGUUCGAUGCCCACAUCCACCGGGGCCGCAUCAUGCACGUGAUGGUGAAGGACCGGACGGCCGAGCUGAAGUCUGAGGCCACGGUGGCUUUGGACACGCUGGCGACGCGGUGCAAGAAGGAGAACGGCAAGCUGGAGAUCUGGUUGGAGCUGAAGCCUCAAGGUCGCCUGCUCAUGGAGGCCAAAUAUUACCUGGAGAAAAGUGACGCCGCGGGUCAGACGGAGGGAGACCCCGAGUCGGAGCCGGAGAGAGACGGCUUGUUCGCCCUCCAUCAGCGGCGCGGUGCCAUCAAACAGGCCAAAGUCCACGUGGUCAAAUGCCACGAGUUCAGCGCCACGUUCUUCCCUCAACCGACCUUCUGCUCCGUCUGCAAAGAGUUUGUUUGGGGUCUGAACAAACAGGGUUACCAGUGCAGACAGUGCAACGCAGCGAUCCACAAAAAGUGCAUCGACAAAAUUAUCGCCAAAUGUACGGGUUCCGCCAUCAACAGCAAAGAAACGAUGAUCCACAAGGAGCGAUUCAAGAUCGACAUGCCGCACAGGUUCAGAGUCCACAACUACAAAAGUCCCACCUUCUGCCAACACUGCGGGACUCUGCUGUGGGGACUCGCCCGGCAGGGGCUCAAAUGUGAGGAGUGCAGCAUGAACGUUCACCACAAGUGUCAGUCGAAAGUCGCCAACCUCUGCGGCGUCAACCAGAAGCUGAUGGCUGAAGCUCUGGCGAACAUCGAGAGCAUUCAGCAGGCCCGAAGCACCAAAGACGGUGAGAUCAUUGGUCGAGAAGGUCCAGUAGGCGUCGACCAGGCAGGAGUUGUCCGAGCUCCGUCGGGGUUAAUUAUGGAAUUACCGGCCAAAGCUACUCCUGCGAACAAAGACCUGCAGGGCAUCUCAUGGGACGGGCCCACAGACGACAGCGGGUCGGGCGCCGAGGCCUCGAGAGAGGAGGAGCCGCUGUACGCCGUCCCGAGGAAGGAUCACCACCCCAAGUUCACCGUGGAAGACUUCGUCCUGCACAAGAUGCUCGGGAAGGGCAGCUUCGGAAAGGUGUUUUUGGCCGAGCUGAAGAAGAGCGGGCAGUUUUUCGCGGUCAAGGCUCUGAAGAAGGACGUGGUCCUGAUGGACGACGACGUGGAGUGCACGAUGGUGGAGAGGAGGGUUCUGUCUUUAGCCUGGGAAAACCCCUUCCUCACGCACCUUUACUGCACCUUCCAGACCAAGGAGAACCUGUUCUUCGUGAUGGAGUAUCUGAACGGAGGAGAUCUGAUGUUCCACAUCCAGAGCGUCCGCAAGUUUGACCAGCACAGAGCCACCUUCUACGCAGCCGAGAUCAUCUGUGGGCUCCAGUUCCUUCACUCGAAGGGAAUCAUCUACAGAGACCUGAAGCUGGACAACGUGCUGCUGGACUCCGAGGGUCAUAUAAAGAUCGCAGACUUCGGCAUGUGUAAGGAGAACAUGCAGGACGACCUGAGGACCUCCACCUUCUGUGGGACGCCCGACUACAUCGCCCCUGAGAUCCUGUUGGGGCAGAAGUACAACAGCGCAGUGGACUGGUGGUCGUUCGGCGUGCUGCUCUACGAGAUGCUCAUCGGUCACUCUCCGUUCCACGGCCGCGACGAGGAGGAGCUGUUCCAGUCCAUCCGCACGGACAACCCUGUUUAUCCCUGCUGCCUCCCCAAAGACGCCAAGGACAUUCUAGUCAAGCUGUUUGUCAGAGAACCUGAGGAGCGGCUCGGGGUGAAGGGAAACAUCAGGCAACACGCUUUCUUCCAGAGCACCGACUGGAACACCCUGGAGCAACGGCAGGUGGUGCCGCCCUUCAGGCCAACCAUAUCGUCUCCCAGCGACUGCAGCAACUUUGACAAAGAGUUCAUCAACGAGAAGCCGCGGCUGUCGUGCGCCGACCGGACUCUCAUCAACAGCGUGGACCAGACGAUGUUCAAGAACUUCUCCUUCGUCAACCCGGGGAUCAAUCGCAUGGCAGUGCGCUGACCUCUGACCUCUGACCUCCACACCACCAACAACCUACUACCUACAAACCAGCCGCUCAGUCACGACCAGCACUUCACUGCAACUACAACUAAACUUCAGACGCCGAAUGUCCCAGAGCUCGACUGUAUCCACGAACAUGACUGUGAUGAGGAGCAUUACCGGGGGUUACAAACACAACUGCGACGGGAUAUUUGAUGCGAAGAAGACAAACAAAGACUCUUUACACCGAAAUCUAAAAAAAUCCACCUUUAGAAAACCUCACGUGUGAUUCAUCAAAUCCACGAAGGAAUCGUUUAGAACUCGAUCAUUUCAGUUACCUUUGAGUUUUAAAAGAAUAAAAUGAAUUACCUGACGAAUCCCCAGUUUGAACCUGAACUCACCUUCGAGCUGUUUGUCCAUAGAAAACGUGUUUGUAAUAAACUCGUGGUGCCUCGUAAUAAUUUAUGAAUUUCACUUUGUCAAGAAAAGUGGUUUGAAUGUUGAACGAGAUACUUAGAUCCCGAGAUACUGCAGUUCUGACUCAUGUACAAUAAAAUGUGUGUUGUUGUUUUUUGGA
Hippoglossus stenolepis (Pacific halibut) is the source of this 3139-nucleotide messenger RNA. It is a transcript of the gene prkcq, whose product is annotated as protein kinase C, theta. Gene Ontology annotation, molecular function: diacylglycerol-dependent serine/threonine kinase activity; ATP binding. NCBI's taxonomy places the organism in Eukaryota, Metazoa, Chordata, Actinopteri, Pleuronectiformes, Pleuronectidae. The record is from RefSeq and is a predicted model, not a curated record. The transcript has 18 exons. Gene Ontology annotation, biological process: peptidyl-serine phosphorylation; intracellular signal transduction. Bases 421 to 2583 code for a protein of 720 amino acids.